CACCGGAUGUGACGUUUUCUUUCUUCCUCUCGCACUGCAAACGCGAUUAAGCUACUAAAUUAGCGAUGUCAGGUGUCGAGGAGAUCACAAAUGAACCUGUAGACGUUAAAGAAGACAAGGAGUUUGAUCUAGAGGCCGAAGACCCUCUGGAGGAUGACUACUUUGUUGACCCCACUCGAUAUAUAUUUUACAGAGACAGAAAGGAGUGGGCUGACCUGGAGCCUGUUCCUCAGGAUGAUGGUCCGAAUCCUGUAGUGAAGAUCGCCUACUCUGAAAAGUUCUCAGAUGUGUAUGACUAUUUCCGUGCGCUCCUGAAGAAUGAUGAAAAAAGCGAUCGGGCUUUCGCCCUGACAGCAGACGCCAUUGAGCUUAAUGCUGCUAAUUACACAGUUUGGCACUACAGGCGAGUACUUCUGCAAGCCCUAACAAAGGACCUGAGGGAGGAGAUGAGUUACAUUACUAAAAUCAUCGAGGAGCAACCCAAAAACUAUCAAGUCUGGCAUCACAGACGUAUGGUGGUAGAGUGGUUGAAUGACCCCUCAGAGGAAUUGGAGUUCAUCGCCGACAUUCUCAGCCAAGACGCAAAGAACUACCACGCCUGGCAGCACAGACAGUGGGUCAUCCAGGAGUACAAGCUGUGGGAGAAUGAGCUGGAGUUUGUGGAGAAUCUUCUGGAGGACGAUGUGAGGAAUAACUCUGCAUGGAACCAGCGGCAUUUUGUAAUAUCUCACACUACAGGCUUCUCUGAUCCAGCCAUAGUGGAGAGAGAGAUUCAGUAUUGUCUGAGCCAGAUCAAGAAGGCUCCCCACAAUGAAAGUGCAUGGAACUAUUUGAAAGGGAUGCUGCAAGACCAAGGUCUGUCGUCUGCGCCCGGCCUGCUGCAGAGGGUCCUUGAGCUGAAGGAGACACACUGUUCACCUUAUCUGCUAGCGUUUCUGUUUGAUUGCUACGAGGACGUCUUGGAGAACGGCAGCCAGAAAGAAAAUGUGUCUGAAGAGGAGCAAAAGGAAACUCUAAGAAAGGCUCUAGAAAUUUCUCAGCUUCUGGCCCAGGAGAAGGACACCAUCCGUAAAGAGUACUGGCUGUUUUUGGGACGUUCUAUAAAGAACAAGUUUGGAAGUGGCGGCCCGUCUGACGAGCCUCUGGCCGAGGAUCCUGCACCAGCAGCCCCAGCAGCCGGGCAGCAGGAGAUGAGCUAGAACCACUGGGAGACUCUCGCACCAUUUCCACUCCUCCCCUGCUUCAUCAAUACUGUCAGCAGAACGCAACCAUGCAGUUACUGUCAGACGCUAUAAUGUGUAUGGCUGAAGGCGUUUGUUAAGGGAUUAUGCUGAAAUCAAACAGAUAUAGCUCUUACUAAAGUGUUAUUACAUAGGAUAAAGAAGUGGAUUACAUGUCAACUAUGUGUCACCUUUUUUUUCAGCCAGAAGAACUAGGACUUAAUAACUACAUAAUCAAGUUGUGUGUGUCAUUCAUCUAGAACUGGAACUCAUUUAUUUGGUUUAUUCACCUUUUGGAUUUAUUAUUAAAGGUGCUGCACACAACAUUCAGAGCAUACAGGUGCAUCUCAAUACAUUAGAAUAUGAUGGAAAAGUCCAUUUCCAGUAGUUCAAGUCAAACAGUCCCAACCAAGUAUUUAGUCAUAUAGAUGACAUACUUUUCAGAGGCCAACAUUUACAUAUUAAGCAUUUUUUAAAUUGGACAUUGUAACAUUAAACUUUUUUUGAGACACCGAAUUUUAGGUCUUCAUUAAAUGUAAGCCACAAUCAUUAUAAUUAGAGGAAAUUAGAUAAAUUAAGACAUGAAAUGUUUCAUUCUGUGUGUAAUGGAUCUACAUAAUGUGUUAUUUCCACUUUUUGAAUUGAAUCACUGACAUAAAACAAUGUUUCUAUGAUAUUCUAAUUUAUUGAGAUGCACCUGUAUUUAUGGCUCUUGUUCUCAUUCCCAACUCAUCACAUACAGACACCCGUUUUUAAUGUUCUUGAACAGAGAACCUCGUAAUGCAACACACGGAGUGUGACUUUGUCAGGUGAUGACAUUUAUGCUCUGAAUGUUGCGUACAGCACCUUUAAAGUGGCUCACUUUGUUUGGAUCUGAACACACCUUUCAUGUCUUUUUGUCUUCUAAACAUAAUCUGUGUGACAGCAGGUCCCAUAUACUGAUAAACUGUCGGUGUUUUUAUGCACUCUUAAUCAGUUUAAUGUCUGUAAGUGAUGGCAGGUCUUAUGUUUUUAUCAGUUGAGAGAGAAAGAAACUACACUAGCAGAAGCUGACAUGUUUCUCAUAUUCCUUUAUGUUGUGUUUGCAAAAAAUCUUUAAUUUAUAAGUUAGUUUUGUGUUCUGUUUUCCAAAUAACAAGGAUAUUUUUGAAUGGAUGCUUGUUGGUGACUUUAAUUGGAGCAUAGCUUGUGUGUAAAACCUCUUCAUGUAAAUCCUGGAAGGUUUCUUGGUUGUUUAGAGAAAACAUGUAAUUGUGUUUUGAUGGAGGGAAGCAGAAAGUAUCAUGAAGCAUAAGAAUAAAACUGUUUGUAGUAAAA
Molecule: messenger RNA, 2537 nt
Organism: Centropristis striata (black sea bass)
Lineage: Eukaryota; Metazoa; Chordata; Actinopteri; Perciformes; Serranidae
Gene: fnta
Product: farnesyltransferase, CAAX box, alpha
Exons: 9
Coding region: 66-1199 (377 amino acids)
Biological process (GO): protein farnesylation; protein geranylgeranylation
Cellular component (GO): CAAX-protein geranylgeranyltransferase complex; cytoplasm; protein farnesyltransferase complex
Molecular function (GO): CAAX-protein geranylgeranyltransferase activity; protein farnesyltransferase activity
Source: RefSeq, a predicted model, not a curated record